AUGUGUGGUAUUCUCUUCCAUUAUAAUCAAAAUCAAGCUCUUGAAAAUGGUGUUUUGGAGUUUCAGGAAACCCAGGUUCUUGAUAUAAUCAAAAAUGGGUUGGGUUCCAAAAUACCGAAUUCUAGUCAAAUAUUCAAUUCAUUAGUUCCUAAAAUAUGUUCAAGAGGUCCUAAUUAUUCAAGCCUAUUGGUUGAGAAUAACAAUAUGUUGUUCUUCAGCUCAGUGCUAUCCCUCAGGUCACCAUUCACAAAACAACCUUUGGAAUCAUCAAGAUACAUUAUACAAUUCAAUGGUGAAUUAUACAAUAACGACAUUGAUGGUAAUGAUACACAAUACAUUAUGAACUUAUUGGAUCAAAAAUCUGUGAUAGACACUAUACAUACUCUUGAUGGGGAAUUUGCAUUUACAAUUUAUGACAAGAAGGAGCAAAAUAUUUGUUUUGGUCGUGAUCCAGUAGGGAAAAGAAGCUUAGCCUAUUAUCUGAAAAAUGAAGAAUUAUACAUUUCAAGUGUUCAACCUGGUUUUGAAGAAAGAUCUGAUUUUAUAGAUUGUGAUAAUGGAAGUAUCUAUCAAUAUUCAUUCAAAAAUAAACACCUGGAAAUUGUUGAACAUGCUGUAACCUAUAAUAUCAAUAGCAAUACUGAUAAAGAUUUCAAAAAUAUUGAAGAUAGACUAAAUAAAUUAAACAAUGUGCUAAUCCAAUCUAUCAAACAAAGAAUUCACAACAUUGACCCAUUCCACAUUGAAUCUGAAACUGACCCAUUAUAUGCAAUUUUAUUCUCCGGUGGUUUGGAUUGUACAGUGAUUGCUGGAUUAGCAGCCUCAAUUUCUAAACCUGAAACAUCAAUUGAUCUUUUCAAUGUUGGGUUUGAUAAUCCAAGGACUGGAAUGAAAGCAUCUGAAGCUCCAGAUCGUAAAUUGGCCAUUGAGUCAUGGCUAAAUCUAAGCAAGCAGUUUCCUUCAAUUAAUUUCAAUUUAAUUGAAAUUGAUAUCCCAUAUGAAGAAUAUUUAGAAACAAGGCCAAAAGUUAUUGAAUUGAUGUAUCCUAAAAACACCGAAAUGGAUUUAUCAAUUGCAAUUGCAUUUUAUUUUGCAUCAAGAGGUAAGGGAAAUAGAUUAUCAUUACAUGAUGUACCAUUGGAACAAAUAUCAUAUUCUUCGGCAAAAACAGUGGAGCAUUAUCAAUCAAAGGCAAAAGUUUUAUUAAGUGGACUUGGAGCUGAUGAACUAUAUGGAGGAUACCAUAAAUUUGCCAAUAAGGAUAAUGAAUCAUUAGCAGAGGAAUUAACAAGACAAAUUAAUAACAUUCAUGAAAGAAACCUCCAACGUGAUGACAAAGUGAUUUCCGAUAAUGGGGUUGAAGUAAGGUACCCUUUCUUAUCUCAUGAUGUUAUUCAAUUUUCCACUCAAGAGAUUGAAAUCAAUUAUAAGAUUUCAAAAUUAAUUUUAAGAAAAUUAGCAUCACAAAUUGGAUUAGAAUUUGUCUCUGAAGAACCUAAAAGAGCUAUUCAGUUUGGUGCUAAAAGUGCCAAAAUGACUGCAAAUGGUAAUAAAAAGGGAACUGAUGAAUUGAAAUAA
Hansenula anomala is the source of this 1578-nucleotide messenger RNA. RefSeq names its product putative asparagine synthase. NCBI's taxonomy places the organism in Eukaryota, Fungi, Ascomycota, Saccharomycetes, Phaffomycetales, Wickerhamomycetaceae. The transcript has a single exon. The record is from RefSeq and is a predicted model, not a curated record. Bases 1 to 1578 code for a protein of 525 amino acids. Gene Ontology annotation, molecular function: asparagine synthase (glutamine-hydrolyzing) activity.